AUGUGGGAGGUCUCGCGGGGAUUGGGCGCGGCUCCGCAGGCGGUGAUUGGCCGGCGAUGGCGGGACGCGGCCCCCGUGCACAGCCUGAGCAGCCUGCAGAAAACCGCCCUGCUCCUGGGCGUCCCGGCCGCCGCCACCGUGCUCUACAUCUUGUACCGGCGCUACCGGGAGAGCCGAGAGGCGCAGGUGACACUGGUGGCAGACGAGGGGCUGGAGGUGGCGGUCAGGGUGCCCCGCACGGCCCUGAAAUCACUGAUCGGCCGCCGGGGAGCCACCAUCAACCAGCUGAGGCAGGAGACGGGAGCGCAGAUCGAGGUGGAGGAGGAGGAGGAGGAGGAGGAAGGGGGGCAGUCCCUGGUGCAGAUCUCGGGCUCGCCGGGCCAGGUGUGCCGGGCCAGGGCGGCCGUGCUGCGAAUCGUGGCCGACAGCGCCCCCGUGGCCGAGCAGCUGCGCGUGCCCCAGCGGGCCGUGGGCAGGAUCAUCGGCCGCGGAGGGGAGACCGUCCGGGCCAUCUCCCGGAGCUCGGGGGCUCGCGUUGAGUGCGGCCACGAGCCCGACGCCGGCCUGGCCCCGCUGCGCAUCGUGCGCCUGCUGGGGACGCGCAAAGAGGUGGAGGCGGCCAAGAAGCUGAUCAUGGAGAAGCUGUCGAGGACAAAGCGCUGC
This is a messenger RNA of Agelaius phoeniceus (red-winged blackbird), 663 nucleotides long. The record is from RefSeq and is a predicted model, not a curated record. NCBI's taxonomy places the organism in Eukaryota, Metazoa, Chordata, Aves, Passeriformes, Icteridae.